UUACAAAUUAUGUAAAUACAGCUUUACAUCAGAUGUCAGGAGAUUCUUCUUUUCCCAGGGGGUUAUUCACUUUUUGGAAAAUGCUGCUGGCAUUGGCAGCUGCUACUGGUUUACAGUAAAAGCGCAUAAGGGAACUAGACAAAUUUCUAGAAGUUGAUAGAGCUGUAUUCAGAAGGUAGGAUGUUGAGUUAUUUUUAUCUUCCGAAAAUAGUUUUUGAUUGUCUUGGGGAUUGAAGAAGAAUUUUCAAAUGUUAUUUACCUUGAAAUAAAAGCAAAACACUGGAAAUGAACACACAGACAUAUGAACGAGGAACAAGUGUUCAGCCUUUCAAGACUGCUCUGUCAUCUAAUAAGAUUAUUGUUGACCUAAUUGUAAGCUCAAAUCCACAUGCUGCCUACCCUGGUAAUCUUUCACACUGUUUAUUAAGAAGAAUGUACCUCUGUUUCAAAGACUGCAUUUCAAUUGCCGUUUCAAACACUAAAAACCACCUAGAAGAUUAAAACUUUGCCUCAUCUCUAUCUUAAAUUGGUGAUGCUUAUUUUUAAAUAGUGACUGCAAGUUCUAGAUUCUCCUAUUAGAGAAAACAUCUCUAUACAUCUACCCUGCCAAGACUCCUUAGGAUGAUGUAUUUCACUCAAGUCACUUCUUGCUCUUCGAGAUACAAGAUGACAAACUCUUCAAGAAAGUAGUAUGGAUAACAGGGGCCUCUUCUGGAAUUGGAGAGGAGCUGGCAUAUCAACUAGCAAAAUUAGGAGCUUUUUUGGUGCUUUCUGCUAGGAGAGUUGCUGAACUGGAACGAGUUAAGCAAAACUGCCUUGGGGAUGGUAGAUUGAUUUGGAGCCAAUAUGUUUGUUGAUGGAGUUCCGGUUGGAAUGCCGUGCUUCUAGGAAUUCUCGUGCGUGUCUCUGUUUGGCUUGUCCUAGGAUGGAUGUGUUGUCCCAAUCAAAGUGGUGUCCUUCCUCAUCUGUAUAUCAUAGCAAGCUACAAGAAAAGGACAUUCUUGUUCUGCUACUUGACCUGAAUAUUGACAUUUUGAUCAACAAUGCUGGACGUUCCCAACGCUCCUUAUUCCUGGACACCAACCUUGAUGUCUAUGAAGCUAUAAUGCACCUGAACUUCCUUGGUACAAUCUCACUGACCCAAUGUGUGUUACCUUACAUGAUCAAGCAGGAGAAAGGACAAAUAGUCACUGUUAGUAGUUUGGCAGGUCUCGUUGGUGCACCUGUUUCUACAGGUUAUGCAAGUAGUAAACAUGCUCUUCAGGGAUUUUUUAAUUCCCUUCGACCAGAGCUUGCGAAUUACCCAGAGAUUAUAAUUAGCACUGUUUGUCCAGGACUGGUCCACUCUAAUAUUGUGAAAAAUGCAUUUACUGAAGAGAUAAAUAAGACUGUAUCUGAGAAUUCCGCACAAACCUACAAAAUGUCCACUACACGCUGUGUCCAGCUGAUGCUAGUUGGUAUGGCAAACGAAUUAAAGGAAAUGUGGAUUUCCGGGCAGCCGCUUCUGCUUUAUGUUUAUUUGUGGCAGUAUGCUCCCACGUUGGCCUGGUUAAUUGCAAACAAGAUGUCUGUGAAAAGAGUCAAAAACUUAAAAAGUGGACUAGAUGCUGAUGUAUCUUAUUUUGGUGAUGUAAAGAAUAAAGCAGCUUGAAACAAUAGCCAUUAUGUAGUAGUGGAGAAGGUGAAGUUUUGGAGCAUCUUAAUCGUCUGGUUGUGUGGAACUUGAACACUGCUGAAUUUUUUUUUUCAUGGACUUAUCAGGACAUUUUACAAGAAUACCAGUGUAAAGUGAACAACAUUUUAUACUGUCUGAGAAGAGUGCUGAUUGGUAGAGGCAUUUCCAUGGAGACUGUCAUUUCAUUGAAUGACAGUUAAUUGCUAAGCUUUCAUUUUGAAUCGGUCAGUUUAACUGUGAAGGCAGUGCCCUGAGGAAUGAUUCAAAGAAUAACUAUUGCUUAUUUUAAGUUGAAACAAAUGCAGUAUCUGAACAUGUCUUUGUGUCUGCAAGGAUCAGGAUUCUGUGUAUUAAUAGUGCCCAGUUUAUCUCCAACUGCCCUUCAAAGGUAAGGCAUCUUCAAAUUGAGCAAAGGUAAAGAUAGGUGUUUCGUGCUAUUUUGCGGUAAUUUCCAACGGGUGCUUUGACAGGAUGUAUUUUUCUCAGCAAUACUCGCUGAUGGUUUUGACUUAAAUCACACCUUUGUUUACUAUCUAAUAUCAUUUUCACACACUUUAAAUUUAAUAUUGUGCAUACAUAUUGGUUUUUACUCCUUCGAGUCAUAGAACAUGUUAAGACUCCUCUGUAAAUGUCAUCUCAAUUUUAGUUCAAUGCUUGAAGUGUUUUCUCUGUUCUGUGCAGUUAAAAUAGUGGCAAAAUUCUACCAACAUAUUUUCCCCCAUUUCCCUAAUAAAGGGAUACUAACA
Molecule: messenger RNA, 2421 nt
Organism: Stegostoma tigrinum
Lineage: Eukaryota; Metazoa; Chordata; Chondrichthyes; Orectolobiformes; Stegostomatidae
Gene: dhrs7
Product: dehydrogenase/reductase (SDR family) member 7
Exons: 8
Coding region: 857-1651 (264 amino acids)
Molecular function (GO): oxidoreductase activity
Source: RefSeq, a predicted model, not a curated record